CUUGCCUCCCCCCCCUUCCCAGGAAACACUACUUAAUGUAGACAUCAGAUUGAAUUCAUCCAUAUCACUUCUCAUCUGUAGCAGGAGCUGCCACUGGCAGUUCUAGAAAAUGUCUAACACAGAGACCUGCCAUGAAGACCCAGAGGUACCAUAUGCUCCCAGUAAAGCCUUUGAGAUGCCCCAGAUCAGCAAGAAAGAUCUGAAUUCUCCCCACCCCACCCAUGAUGACCAGGAAGCACCUAACAUACCCAACAGAUACCAAGAAAUUACUAACUUGGCCUCUGAAGUCUUGGGGAUGCCUCCAACAUCUAAUGAAGGUAUGAAUGUUCCACAGGUUACCGACAAAGAUUUGAACAUGUCUCAUCCUCCCUGUGAAGGUGCAUUGCCCUCUCCACCUGCUCAAGUUCUAAAUCCGGAGAGUUCAGUUGCCCCAAUGGACUUAAGCCUUCAGAAUCAGGUGACGGCCACCUCAUCAGGACAUUCUGAGGUUUGGAAGAAGGGAGGCCGUCUUCUGUCUGCGCUUAUGGCCAUUAACAUUGGUCUGUUUGGCAGUGUUCUUGUGAGUAGCGGAUCACUGGAACAUGUGUCUGUACAGGAUAAGGAAGUGCUGGCAUUCCUUGUUGUUCUUAUGCUGCUUUCUGUUUUCUGGAUGAUUUUCCAGUUUUAUUUCUCCUGCCAAAAGAAUGCUGUUCUGUUCAAGGAUUCACAUGCGGGACCAGUGUGGCUAAGAGGGGGUCUGGUGUUUUUUGGUAUCUGUAGUCUGGUUAUGGAUGUGUUUAAGAUUGGAUAUUACAUCAGUUACAUCGAUUGUGAGUCCCCAAUCAAACUCAUUCACCCCAUGGUACAGAGUGCAUUUAUCAUUAUGCAGACUUAUUUCCUCUGGGUCUCCAGCAAACACUGCGUGCAAAUUCAUACAAAUAUUUCCAGGCAUGGCCUCAUGUUGAUACUUAUCACCAACCUCAGCAUCUGGAUGGCAGCUGUAACAGAUGAGUCUGUCCACCAAACCAGAGACCUUGAGGACGACCAUAAAAUUGUCCACAGCAACUCAGUUGGGUCCCAUGACCACAAAGAAGUAGGAGGAGCACAUGAACACACCUGCCAGUGUAGCAAUCACCUGUGUCACAUCUUCCAGACAGGAUAUUACUACCUAUACCCAUUUAACAUUGAGUACAGUCUAUUCGCCUCGGCUAUGACAUAUGUUAUGUGGAAGAAUGUUGGCCGUGAAAUGGAUGACCAAGUGGCUCAUCACAGUCACCUCAGCCUUUGCUUUUGUUUUAAGAACAUGUUUGCCGGGUUCCUAUUCGGAGGGGCAGUCUUACUGUGUGGUGUUGUUGUCCUUGUCAUCUACAAGGUCAAGAUCAACUUGCCAGAUAAGCUCUACAGGGCACACAUCUUGUUCUAUUCAUUCAGUAUCGUGGCUCUUACUCUCAUGUCGCUGGGUUCCUUGGCUGGAUCCAUUAUAUAUCGUUUUGACAAGAGGCAUAUGGAUGUUCAUAAGAAUCCCACUCGGACUCUGGACGUUACCUUGCUCCUAGGGGCAGCCUUGGGUCAAUACUGCAUCUCUUACUAUUCCAUUGUAGCUAUGGUGGUCCCUUCUCCUGGGGAACUAAUCAAAGCCCUAAAUUUGGUCUACUCAAUACUCAUGAUAGUGCAACUUACUCUUCAGAAUACCUUCAUCAUAGAAGGGCUUCACCGAGAACCUUUUCAAGAUGCUGCCCCACAACCAGAGAAGGGUCUUAUCUUUGCCAAUGAGACUGUGGCUCCUUCCCUAUCUCAUAAUGAACCCCCAGGAUUCCCAGCACCAGCUCCUGAUAUCCCAGUCAAACCCAAACAGAGUAUAGCUGAACCCCCAUGGAAUCUCAAGCGUAGGCUGGUUCAGGAGAUCUCGCUCUUUCUUCUGCUUUGUAACAUCAUUCUCUGGCUAAUGCCAGCAUUUGGCGCACGCCCACAACUGAAGAAUAACCUGGAACUGAAGUUCUACGGACUUUAUGUGUGGUCUAUAAUAACCAAUAUCUGCUUGCCCUUUGGCAUUUUCUACCGCAUGCAUGCAGCCGCCAGCCUAUUGGAAGUAUUUCGAAUGUCAUAGGCUGGACAGAGGUCUGUAAUUGGGUCAGAGGAUACAGUGCCAAAGAGAAGGUGGAUGAAGGAAACUGAAGGAUAAACUCAGGGAUAUUUUUUCCUGGAUUCUGUGCCUUAAUAAACAUCUCCGUGAACCCCCCCCCCCCCCGACAUGUCAGCUGAGUGACUAUCUUGGACCCUCAAGUCAGAUAAUCAAUUAAAUAAUGAAACCACUUUACUAGAAUAAGUAAGUUGGAUAAAAUAUCUUGAGUCGAUCCGAGCCCCAGAAUUCCCAUGGCUCAAAAUUCAUGCAAAUAAGGUUUAUAUUUAUAUCAGAUGAAAGGUCUGUACAUGGUUUCCUGUUUAUCCAAGUUGUACUUCUUCUGUAUGACUCCUGAUCAUGGGCCUUGGAUAAAUACCUGUUUUGUCCAGUUAUUCAAGCAUAUUAAAGAUAAUAAGGAAAGGCCCCAUAUUUUUGACAGUGCUAUUACUGAUCAGAUCCAGUUCAAUGAUAUGGAAUAAGGAGACAUUUUCUACAUGUUGAGUAGGCUUUUGUAGGUUAAAUGUUGUAUUUAUACAGGAGAUGUAGAUUGCUGUUUGUGUACAAAUGUAUGGAAAGGAGAUUUUGCAAUAUUCCAAUAUUAAAGAAAUAUUAUAUUGCCA
Messenger RNA from Xenopus laevis (African clawed frog), 2721 nucleotides. Its product is annotated as proton channel OTOP2. Lineage: Eukaryota; Metazoa; Chordata; Amphibia; Anura; Pipidae. The record is from RefSeq and is a predicted model, not a curated record. The coding region runs from base 110 to 2086 and encodes 658 amino acids. The transcript is spliced from 7 exons.